AUGCUCGUUGCAACUGCGUCAAGCUCCGCGCCUUCCGCAAUUGUGAUACGGAUUGGCUUCUUCUGGUCCCUCAUGGGCACAAACUUUUCCCUGACGAGGGGAUGCCGAAGAACGUCGGUGUAUUGGGUGUGGGGUUUGACUGAUAGUGACAGUGACCAGUUGGAACAAGAAAGGCUACGCCUAAAUCUCGUAUUUGGUGCUGACGAUGAUCUGGUGAGUGAGACCGAGAGCUACGCCUUGCACAUUAAAGCUGUAAAACCGACGUAUGUCUCGGUUGGCGUCUAUGCCUCGAUGGAGAAUACUAAAAUGGCUAAAGAGCAGCUGUACAGGUCUCACGAGCAGUGUCCAUAUCGACUAAAGAUUUCACAGCAGGAGGUAUGCUCUGGUUCAUCUCAGUAUGAGUUGUAG
Phytophthora nicotianae INRA-310 is the source of this 408-nucleotide messenger RNA. RefSeq lists its product as hypothetical. The transcript has 3 exons. The coding region runs from base 1 to 408 and encodes 135 amino acids. Lineage: Eukaryota; Oomycota; Peronosporomycetes; Peronosporales; Peronosporaceae. The record is from RefSeq and is a predicted model, not a curated record.